CGUUUUUUUGGGCCAGAGCGCAUUUGACGGAACGUACCGAUGGACGCACGCGUAUUGUUGUGAUGAAAAGAAAUAUCAUGAUCCAUCAUCAUCCGUUCAAUUGUUCGAUACGAUAACUCUCGAAGAUUAGAGGAACGAAUACUCGAUGCCUUCGAUCUCCAUAGUUUCGCGUCUUUCCUUGACAAUUGUAUAUUUUCGCGGGAUUUUCUGAACUAACCUAAAAAUGUUACUACGUGUAAAUUCAUGCUAAUAGUUGUCAUAAUUACGUAUGUCAGAUAUGUGUUAAAGUAUUCCAUUAAUGCAUCCUAUUUUAUAUGAUUUUUUCAAAGUUUAAGUGGUUAUAGGAAAUUUUUGACAUCGCAAUGGCAGGAGAACAGCAGCAAUUUUUUCUCAAAUGGAAUGACUUCCAAUCUAAUAUGGUAUCAUCAUUUAAACAUUUACGAGAUGAGAAAAGUUUUACAGAUGUAACGUUAGCUUGUGACGGGCAAACAUGUAAAGCGCAUAAAAUGGUUUUAUCAGCUUGUAGUCCUUACUUUAAAUCCCUUUUAGAGGAAAAUCCGUCCAAACAUCCUAUCAUUAUUUUAAAAGAUGUUGCUUACGGUCAUCUGCAAGCAAUUUUAGAAUUUAUGUAUGCUGGCGAAGUAAAUGUUUCGCAAGAUCAACUAUCAGCCUUUCUUAAGACUGCGGAUCGACUCAAAGUUAAAGGCUUAGCUGAAGCGCCAGGUGCUAUUAAAAGGGAAGGUUAAAAAAUUUGUGGUCUUUGGAAAGCGUGCAGACUGAAAAAAAAAGAAAAGAAAAACUGUAAUAAUGUAAAGUGAUUGCGCAAACACAUACCGUACACAUAUACAGACACAAUACAGUGCACAACUCAGUGUCCUCUGGUUCAUGAUUAGGAUCAACGCAUUGCAAAAAUGUAAAUUAUACCUUUUCUUAUCUUUGAUUAAUGUUAUCGUUAACAUUGGAUGUAGAUGUAUUAGUAUAUGCAAAAUGUUGAUGCUCAUCUUGAACCCAAUGUGCCACAGUGUUGCGACAACAUUGAUUAUUUU
Polistes canadensis is the source of this 1046-nucleotide messenger RNA. RefSeq names its product longitudinals lacking protein-like (gene lolal). Lineage: Eukaryota; Metazoa; Arthropoda; Insecta; Hymenoptera; Vespidae. Gene Ontology annotation, biological process: regulation of transcription by RNA polymerase II. Gene Ontology annotation, cellular component: nucleus. The record is from RefSeq and is a predicted model, not a curated record. The transcript is spliced from 4 exons. Gene Ontology annotation, molecular function: protein binding. Bases 363 to 746 code for a protein of 127 amino acids.